UCAUAAGAGUGACGCCAGCAAUAACAAACUCAAUUUCCAUAUUCAUUACCUUUGACCUAAAUGUCCCACGUGACCUACAAAACAGUGACGACCCCUCCUGCUAGCUGUCUGCAGCUAACCAAGAGGACCUUCAUGCUGACAUUUUAAUAUUCUGGGCAUUUCACACAAUGGACCAGACUAAACAAGAGGAGGAAUAUGGAUACGACUUAUUCCCGGAGAGAAAACCGGGAGAGCACAAAAAGACCUCAAUCGCAGAGAGCCUGUUCACUUUCAACCACAAGUGUCAGGUCAUGUUACAGUUCGCAGUGGAAACCAGUCCUUACGCCAAACUCCUCCUCAGUGCCAUGAAGAGUUCAGGAUGUAAAGUGUUUAAAGAUCGGCACUUUUCCUGUGAGGACUGUGACGGGACGGUCAGCGGUGGAUUUGACGCGGCCUCGUCUCAGAUCGUUUUGUGUCAGAACAACAUCCACCAGCAGUCCCACAUGAACCGAGUAGUCACGCAUGAGCUCAUACAUGCCUUUGACCACUGCCGGGCCCAUGUGGACUGGUUCAAUAACUUCAGACAUCUGGCCUGUUCAGAGAUCCGGGCAGCUAACCUGAGCGGAGACUGCUCCUUCACCAACGAAGUUGCUAGAUUCAACUUCGGCUUAAAGCGGCAUCAUCAGGAGUGCGUCCGAGGCCGCGCCCUUCGCUCCAUCCUGGCCGUGAGGAAAAUUAGCCGAGCCGAGGCAGAGAAAAUAGUCGACGAGGUCUUCGACUCAUGUUUCAACGACCAUGCGCCGUUCGGACGGAUCCCGCACAGCAAGAGAGACGCCAAGUUUGCGUACAGAGAUUACAUGAACAGGGACCGAUAUUAUGCAAACCUUUAGUGUUGCCACAUUUUCAUGAAACUCCCAAAGGGUGCUGCGCAUGGCCGACUGGAGCUUGGCAAUAUGGUCAGCCUCAGCAGAAUGACUGUGUCAAAACAAUCGUAUCCCUUCAAAAGGGAUUUUCGGAGGAUGAUUUGUCCUUGGAGGAGAAAACAAAGGAAGGAGCUGCGUACAGAUACAUUUCACCUGCUACCUUUUGGACACUAAUUCAGUGUAAUGGGAUUGUAAGGACUGAUUUUACUCUGGAAGUGUUAGUGAUUUUUGUCCUUUGUUUUUAGGUGAUCAAUGGGUGCUGUUAAGGAAAUACAAGAUUGCCUUUUUGUACAUCGGUUCGUGUGCUAUGAUGACAAAUAAGGAUGUAUUUCUCUUGGUGGCUCAUCAGCUUGUUGCCACGUUGACCUCGAUCAGUUUCCUCUAAAUAUACUUGAUUGUAUGUAUAUUAAAUAGAAUCAAAUUGUAUGUGAAUUAAAGUUUAUUUCCUCUGGAAA
Messenger RNA from Oreochromis aureus, 1357 nucleotides. It is a transcript of the gene atp23, whose product is annotated as ATP23 metallopeptidase and ATP synthase assembly factor homolog. The record is from RefSeq and is a predicted model, not a curated record. Bases 168 to 869 code for a protein of 233 amino acids. Gene Ontology annotation, biological process: mitochondrial protein processing; mitochondrial proton-transporting ATP synthase complex assembly. Gene Ontology annotation, cellular component: extrinsic component of mitochondrial inner membrane. Lineage: Eukaryota; Metazoa; Chordata; Actinopteri; Cichliformes; Cichlidae. The transcript has 6 exons. Gene Ontology annotation, molecular function: metalloendopeptidase activity.